UUAGCAGCCUUUAUUAUUUCAUUCACUUUUUUUCCACUUCAACCCUUCACUAUUUCUUUCUUAGACAUGCACCCCACAUUCUAUUCUACCAAAUAACACAAAAAAAGGCAAAAAAGAAAAACCCCACUAUUUCUCUCCUCUCUUCACAAACCCAAAACCCAAAACCCAAAAAAAUCAGAAGAAAAGAAAAGAAAAAAAAAAAAAAAAAACCCAUUUCUUGUUUGCUCCAAUACAUUACAUUUUUUUUUUUUUUUUUUUUUGUUGAAGAAAAAAUUUUGGAUUCAAAAUGGUGAGAGCUUUGAUUCAGCAACCAAGUGUUCAACAGUCAAGAUCAUUUCAAUUGAAAAGAAUGGUGGAGCUUCCUGGAAGACAAACUCAUAGUUUGAUUUUGGAGAGUGGACAAGAGGGCAAUGGUUCAAGAGAUUCUUCUGAACCCCAAAGAAUUGGAUGGGCAUUGAGUGACAAUAAAAGCCCUGUUUUGUGCCUCGAUGGACAUGGUAUCAGAGCAAGAGGUUCUCGAUGUCAAUCUAAUUCAGAUUUGGAUUUGAUGAAAGCAAAGUUUGCUAAAUUGCUUUUGGGUGAGGAUAUGUCAGGAGGUGGAAAGGGUGUUUCUUCUGCUCUAGCUUUGUCCAAUGCUAUAACAAACCUAGCAGCGUCUACUUUUGGAGAGCAGAAGCUUGAAUCAUUAUCUCCGGGGAAGAGAACGAGAUGGAGAAGAGAAAUAGAAUGGUUUUUAUCUGUAACCGAUCACAUUGUUGAAUUUGUCCCUUCGAAACAAAAGUCAAAGGAUGGAAUAGACAUGGAGAUCAUGGUGACUUUACAAAGGAAAGAUUUGCUCAUGAACAUUCCAGCACUUAGAAAAUUAGAUGCCAUGUUACUUGGUUACCUUGAUCAAUUUGGUAAACUACAUGAAUUUUGGUAUGUGUCAAGAGAUGAUGAAUCUGCUAAAGAUGACACACAGAGAAAUGGAGACAAAUGGUGGUUACCAGCGGUUAAGGUACCUCCGAAUGGGCUAUCGGACGUUACUCGUAAAUGGCUGCUGUUUCAGAAGGAAUCUGUAAACCAAAUUUUAAAAGCAGCCAUGGCUAUAAAUGCUCAAGUGUUAACAGAAAUGGAAGUGCCUGAAAGCUACAUUGAGUCUCUCCCUAAGAAUGGAAAAACAAGCUUGGGCGAUUCGAUCUACAAGAGCAUAACAGAUGAUUAUUUUAAUCCAGAGCAAUUCCUAAAAUCAAUGGACUUGUCAACAGAACACAAAGUGAUUGAUCUUAAGAACAGGAUUGAGGCUUCAAUUGUGAUAUGGAAGAGGAAAAUGCAUCACAAGGAUGGAAAGUCCUCAUGGGGUUCAGCAGUGAGCUUUGAGAAAAGAGAGAUUUUUGAAGAAAGAGUUGAAAGCAUUUUGUUCUUAAUUAAACAAAAUUUCCCAGGGAUUUCUCAGUCUGCUCUUGAUGUAUCCAAAAUCCAACAUAACAAGGAUGUUGGACAAGCAAUCCUAGAAAGCUAUUCAAGGGUAAUAGAAAGCUUGGCAUUCAACAUCAUGUCAAGGAUUGAGGAUGUACUUUAUGCAGAUACCAUUGCUCGAGAGUCGUCGAUCGAGAAGUCAUUGGAGAAUCUUUCUAUGGAUACAGAGAAGCAGCUGAGUUCAAGUGAUUCCCCAGCUUCAAAAACACUUUCAGAUUUCAUGGGUUGGAAUGUUGACAAUGACAGUUCUUAUAUAAGGUCAUUAGCCAUUAAAGAAAGUUGCUGUAAAGAAGAAGAAGACAUAAAUCUUAUCAGCAAACCUGGUAAUGUUGUAACACCAAAAAGAUUGUCUUAUUUAGAGAAGCUUGAGAGUUUAAGUGCUUUAAGAAGUCCGACAGCUCGCCACUAAUGGAAAAAAGUAGAAAGGUAAAAAAGGAGAAGGUAAAAAAAAGAGAUGGGACAAGGAUAUAGAGGAAGGUAAUAGUGUGAGAUUUUGAAGUUUCAUCCAAUGUAAAAAAUUCAGACCCAUGUAGGAUUUUAUUAACCUAUUCUUUUGUAGGGCUUCCUUCCUUCCUUAACUGCAAAGGAAAGAGAAGUUGAAUUUUUUUUAACCUUGGGGUUUGAAAUAUUUGCAAUGUAAAUUCUUUCUAGUUGUAUUAACAUGAAGCUAAUCUAACAUCUUCAUUUUUCAAAAAAAUCAUUUUCUUACCUUGUACCUUUUC
This is a messenger RNA of Benincasa hispida (wax gourd), 2180 nucleotides long. Its product is annotated as rho guanine nucleotide exchange factor 8-like. Gene Ontology annotation, molecular function: guanyl-nucleotide exchange factor activity. NCBI's taxonomy places the organism in Eukaryota, Viridiplantae, Streptophyta, Magnoliopsida, Cucurbitales, Cucurbitaceae. The record is from RefSeq and is a predicted model, not a curated record.